Staurois parvus is the source of this 663-nucleotide messenger RNA. The record is from the annotation of a GenBank genome assembly. Lineage: Eukaryota; Metazoa; Chordata; Amphibia; Anura; Ranidae.
GGACCGACAGGUCUCGGGCCCCCAGGCGGAGCGGCGGGCACCGAGUCACCAGACACGACAGUGGGCUCCGAGUCAACCGGCAAGACUGCGGGCACCGAGUCAACUGGCAAGACUGCGGGCACCGAGCCAACUGGCGGAACAGCGGGCUUCGAGUCGUCUGGCAAGACUGCGGGCACCGAGUCAACUGGCGGAACAGCGGGCAUCGAGUCAACUGGCGGAACAGCGGGCUUCGAGUCGUCUGGCAAGACUGCGGGCACCGAGUCGUCUGGCAAGACUGCGGGCACCGAGUCGUCUGGCAGAACAGCGGGCAUCGAGUCAACUGGCGGAACAGCGGCCACCGAGUCGUCUGGCAAGACUGCGGGCACCGAGUCGUCUGGCAAGACUGCGGGCACCGAGUUGUCUGGCAAGACUGCGGGCACCGAGUCGUCUGGCAAGACUGCGGGCACCGAGUCGUCUGGCAUUGGAUCGUCUGGCUCGACAGCGGGCAUCGGGUCACCAGGCAUCAGGUCAUUUGGCUCGCCAGCGGGCACCGCGUCAUCUGGCAAGGCAGUGGGCACCGAGUCACCAGGUACAACAGCGGGCUCUGAGUCAAUUGGAACGACAGCGGGCACCGGAUCAGGUACCGGAUCAUCUGGAUCAACAGCGGGCAUCGAGUCAACUGGC